This is a messenger RNA of Cylindrotheca closterium, 2031 nucleotides long. The record is from the annotation of a GenBank genome assembly. Lineage: Eukaryota; Bacillariophyta; Bacillariophyceae; Bacillariales; Bacillariaceae.
AUGAUAAGGUUACUACUCUUGUUCCUCGCCAUCGUGGUUCAGGGUGUAAAUGCUGCCUGGUCGAUCGGGAAACCUCUGAAAGCCUUCAGUGGGCUUACCGUGAAAUUGGAUUACCCUGUACCCGCAGCUCGCAAGCCCGAGGAAGUUGAAAUUUUGUAUUUCAAGGAUGAAGAAUGCACAGUCCCUUUCACCUGGGUGGGCGCUGAUGAGCCUUACUUCAACGCCGAUGUUUACAAGGGAACUGGCAACGGAGACGGAGGUCAAAUGAUGAAUGUUGACAUUUUCAUGGAAGUUCAAGGCAUUUCUGAAUCCGAAAUUGUUAACGAGUUGAACGGCCAAUCGUACAUUGCAUACUGCGUGAGAUUUCAGUUCCGGGACGCUGGUACCCAGGAGAUUAUGAACAAAUUGGAUCAUGAAAUUAUUGUCAGCGUCGAUUUGAAGGGAAGCAUUGGUAUUACUGGAUUCUUGGAGGAUGAAGAACAAAAAUUUGCUGCAGGAACAGAUUUGUGUGACGCUGAUGGCCACUAUGUCGCACCGAAUGACGGUGUCGUGCAGGGUAAUGCGGUUCGAUUUUGUGUCAGUCCUGAUGAGAACACACAAAGGUUUGGAGUUGUGAUCAACAGAAUUGAAAACUUGUUCUUUACUCGAGACGAUUCUGGAGAAACGAUGGCUCUAAUUCGCGACCGCGGUGUCGUGGCGGAUCCCAGAAUCACGACAGUUAACUGUACAACUGCUUCAGUUGUUUGUGGCGUACACACAACACCAAGCAACAUAUUUUACACCGGUCCUGGAUCAAUCAGAGCGAUUGGAGAAGUUGUUUUCAUGUACAAUUAUAAUUCACGUCGUCGUCGCACUGUCCGAGUGCCUGUUGAAAUGGACGAGAGACGCCUUGGAAACCUCGCUGGUUUGGAUGCGGGAAAGUAUCCUUUUGGGAUUGAGAUCAAACUGUUACCUGCACAGAAUGAUCAUGAAGCUCUCAUGUAUCGCUGUAACGAGAAAAAUCAAGAAUUGACUGCAGAGGAGCAGCAGAUGCCCUUGUAUCGAGGAGAUGCCGUUCGUGUGUGUGCCAUCCCAGACUCAAGAGCUGUAGAGAAUGGAGUUUUCUUGCACAACUUUCAUAACUUUGUCUUCAACCAGCCUAAUGAGCAUUCUCAGACUGCCAUUGGUGAUGGCGGGCUUGCAUUUAUCGACACGUUGGUGAUUUGUCAAUCAGGUGACCCAGUGUGUGCCAUGAAGACGUAUCUCCACGAUGACUUCUUCAACGAGGCUAUCCCAGUAGAAGGAAAAGCAACAGUUCGUCUCCAGUUUGGAUCGGAGCGUAUUGGUAUUGCCCCUACAGAUGGAACUGAUCCAUCCGUUGCUGGUAGCUCAGAGCUUCAAUUCUUCUUCCCUGUGACGACUGACGAUCCACCGGCUGGAAGAAAUGGGGACCCUGUCAAUGAUCUUGAUAAUUGGUGGCUUGACACGCCGUGGCCACUGCGUGUCUUCUACAUUGUCAUGUUCGUCAUCCUUAUUCUCCUUUGUCUGUUCUGCUUCUUCGCGCUCUUGUUUGGAGUUCCAGAUUUCUUUGGCAAAAAGAAGAAAGAACAAGAAGACGAGGAGUUCUUCAACAAUGCGCCUUUCAUUCCACCAAACAAAGUCAAAAGUAACGUGGUUGACAAUCCUCACUUCUGCAAUGCACUGAAGAACCCAGAGCAAUGGUAUGCUGAUCCUAAUGGUGCAUACGAUCCAAGUGGAGAUCGUGGUUUCGAGGAUGUUCCAGAAGACGAGCCAGAAGACGACGCUCCUCUCCUUGCCCUGGAUUACUGGGGGCCAAUAGACCCUGAUUUGGCCGGAGGUCGUAAAUCCAAAUCGAAUGGCCAGGUACCUACCCCGGAGACUUCGCACUCGGACAGUCCCAGUCCGGAUAUCCCAGCUCAUGAUGAUUCUUCAUUUGUCUCCGAAACAAAGGACGAACAGGGAUAUCAAGACAUGGGAGGAUACGAGGACACGAAAGACGUCGAAGACGAGAGUAUUGUUGAUAUCGACUAG